AUGUGGGCCGCCUGUGCGGUGGAUCCGGCGCCGGCGCGAAGGGCGCGAAGAAGGGGUCUGGGUCGCGGCCGGCGGCGGCGGCGGGCCCCGUGCGCGACUGCCUGGAGAACCUGGCGGACAGCGUGGGCCACCUCCGAGGACGCGGCGCAGGAGAUGGGCGGCGCCGGGAUAUCCCGCUCCAGGACGCCCGCGUUCAAGUGGCACCUCAGCAACGUGCAGACCUGGUGCAGCGCCGCGCUCACCGACGAGAACACCUGCCUCGACGGCCUCUCCUCCCGCGGCGUCGACGCCGCCACGCGCGCCGCCAUCCGAGGCAAGGUCGUCGAGGUCGCGCAGGUCACCAGCAACGCGCUCGCACUCGUCAACAAGGUCGGGCCUGGGUACUAG
This is a messenger RNA of Miscanthus lutarioriparius, 387 nucleotides long. The record is from the annotation of a GenBank genome assembly. Lineage: Eukaryota; Viridiplantae; Streptophyta; Magnoliopsida; Poales; Poaceae.